This is a messenger RNA of Frankliniella occidentalis (western flower thrips), 1961 nucleotides long. RefSeq names its product actin-histidine N-methyltransferase (gene Setd3). Gene Ontology annotation, molecular function: histone H3K36 methyltransferase activity; histone H3K4 methyltransferase activity; protein-L-histidine N-tele-methyltransferase activity. The record is from RefSeq and is a predicted model, not a curated record. Lineage: Eukaryota; Metazoa; Arthropoda; Insecta; Thysanoptera; Thripidae. Gene Ontology annotation, biological process: peptidyl-lysine trimethylation; actin modification; positive regulation of transcription by RNA polymerase II. Bases 172 to 1683 code for a protein of 503 amino acids. The transcript has 11 exons.
CGGCUACAGGGCCUGUAGUACAGGCUACAGGCUCUUGCCGUCGGAUCGGAUCACUAUUCGCAGACGCCGGCUCAGUGUGCAUAACGAGGGACGCCCACUCUCUGUCGUCUGUUUUGUGUCGCCUCCCGGCAUUACCUUAUUUGUGAACAACCGAGACCAGCUAGUUUCGUCAUGGGGAAGAAAUCUCAGAAUGAAGUUAAAAGUAAACAAAAUAAUGUUUACAAAAGUGGUGUUCAAACCACGGGAUGUGUAAAACUUCCACCCAAUAGAAGAAAUGACCUAAAUCAACUGUUGGACAAGAUUUUAAAAGUGAGCAGUAGUGUUCCUGAGUCUUCAAAUGUUGCCAAAGAGCUGGAGGCUUAUCAAGAGAUUCAGAAAAUUACGAGCAAAAUUAAGGUGCUUGAGGAAGAAUUAUUACAACCAAUGCCAGAUAGAAAGUCUUCCAAAGAGGACUUUUUGCUUUGGCUAAAGAAUAACAAUGUAGAGUUUGAUGGACUUAGAAUUGCGGAAUACCCAGGAAUGGAGUUUGGUAUUGAAGCUGAGAAAGAUUUCAAAGAGGGAGACAUGAUGAUUGCCGUCCCUCGCCGUGUUAUGCUGACUGUUGAAAAUAUCCAUCAAUCUCCGCUAAAGGAGCUAGCAAAGAAAGAUCCAUUGAUAGUACAUAUGCCUAAUGUUGCUUUGGCCUUGUUACUACUGCUGCACCGCCGUGACCUCCAAUCUUUUUGGAAGCCUUACAUAAAUAUGUUACCUUCUAAAUAUACUACUGUGUUGUAUUUUAAUCCCGAAGAACUUAUGCACCUGAAAGGUUCUCCCGCAUUUGAAAUGGCACUGAGGCAGUGCAGGUCCAUUACAAGACAGUACGCUUACUUCAAUAAGCUAUUUCAGCGAUCUAAUGAUGAAGCAAGUAAUAUGUUGCGUGAAAUAUUUACAUUGGAGGAAUAUUGCUGGGCGGUGUCGACCGUCAUGACCCGGCAGAACGCGGUGGUGUCCGCGGACGGCGGCGACCUCACGCAGGCGCUCAUCCCGCUGUGGGACAUGUGCAACCACGCCGACGGCAAGCUCUCCACGGACUUCAACGUGGCCCUGGACCGGUCGGAGUGCGUCGCCUGGCGCGCCGUGCCCGCGGGCGAGCAGGUCUUCAUCUUCUACGGCGAGCGGCCCAACUGCGACCGCCUCAUCCACAACGGCUUCGUGCAGCCGCGCUCGGCGUGCGACGCGGUGCGCGUCCGCCUGGGCGUGGCGCGCGCCGACCCGUUGCACGCCGAGAAGGCCGCGCUGCUGCCCAGGCUCGGGCUGGCGCCCUCCGGGGACUGGGAGGUGCGCGCCGGCCCGCGGCCCGUCUCGGACAAGCUCGCCGCCUUCGUCCGGGUCCUCUGCAUGGACAAGGAUCAGCUGGAGCGCUGGACGGCGAGCCCCGACGUGGAGUCGCUGCUGCUGGAGGACUGCCCGCAGCUGGACGCCGAGCUCAACGCCAAGGCUUGGGCCUUCCUCCAGGUCCGCGUCAAGCUGCUGCUCGCGGCCUACCCGACCAAACUGGAGGACGACGAGGCCCUGCUGGUCGACCCCAAGGACGCCAGGCUCAGCCACUGUGCGCGACUCGCCGUGCAGCUGAGGUGCGAAGAGAAGCGCCUGCUGCGAGAUGCGCUCGCGUACGUCGAGCAGCGCGCCGCUCGCACCGUUUGAGGGACUUAAGUGUGGCGUGUGGCGCGCGCGUGUGUUAUAUGUGUGUGCGUGUCUGUGUGUAUGAUUGUAUGUGAGUGUCAUGUGUUCAGAAUCUCCGAACAAACAGAAAACUAUUGUUUUAUUUUGUAUUUGAUUAAUGUUAAGUGUUGAUUGUUACUUACUAAACCCAGGAAUCUCGCCAACUACGAGUCUCUCUGUACAAGUAUUCGAAAAAAAAAUCUAUCGUCUGUAACAUGAGGAUGAAAAAUAAAUAUUUACUUUUUAUCUACAAAUGACAA